Metarhizium album ARSEF 1941 is the source of this 1188-nucleotide messenger RNA. RefSeq names its product Concanavalin A-like lectin/glucanase. Gene Ontology annotation, biological process: carbohydrate metabolic process. The transcript has a single exon. The record is from RefSeq and is a predicted model, not a curated record. NCBI's taxonomy places the organism in Eukaryota, Fungi, Ascomycota, Sordariomycetes, Hypocreales, Clavicipitaceae. Gene Ontology annotation, molecular function: hydrolase activity, hydrolyzing O-glycosyl compounds. Bases 1 to 1188 code for a protein of 395 amino acids.
AUGCAGCGCCUCGCAGCCGUCGUCAGCAUAUUCUCGUCUCUUCUCACGCUCAUCCACGCCGUCGAAAUCGUGUCCGGCUCGUCGUGCGACUGCUUCCUCACCAACGGCACCCAAGCCACGUACUUCGCAAACCGAAUCUUCUUCGACUUCCGCAAGCUCAACGACUACGCGGGCGUUCCCGGCGUCAUCAGCAACGCCGACGACACGCCGAAGGCGCCGCCCACGAGCGACUACUUCAAGUCCACAAGCUGGACGGCAACAUGGGCACUGCAGACCUGGACCAACUCCAGGGGCAACGGCGACGGGCUCAGGGGCGACGCGACGGUGCUCAUGAUCCACUCCCCCAACAACGUGUACAUUGAAAAGAAUGAAGACACGUCGGCCUCGUCGGCGGCCACGUUUCUGACCCUGCGGACGGCGCGACUUGCCGAGUUCCAGACGGCGGCCGAGUUCAAGAGCCGGACCGCAAACUACCACUACCUGUCGCUGCGCAUGCUCGCCAGGACAGUCGGCUCGCCGGGAGCCGUGUCGGCCGUCUUUACGUACCGCGAUGCCGAGAAGCUGGCGGACAUUCAGGAGGCCGACAUGGAGGUUCUCACGCGCGGGCCCGAGAACAAGGUGCAGUACACGAACCAGCCGGGAUACACGGACAGGGGCAGCGACGUUGCCAACGCUACGAGAAAUGCCACCCUGCCCCGUGGCCUGAAGUGGUCGGACUGGGCUGUAUACCGGCUGGACUGGACGCCGACACGGAGCGUUUGGUACGUCGACGGCGAGGAGGUUGCCAACAUUGCAUUCCAGGUGCCGCGCGACCCGGCGUCCGUCAACAUCAAUUCGUGGGGGAACGGGGGCAGUUGGAGCGGGAACAUGAGCGUCGGCACGGAGUCCAAGCUGCAGCUUCAGUGGAUCGAGAUGGUGUACAACACGACCGAGGACAAUCGGCACCGGCAGUCGAAGCGCCACGAGGCUGGGGCUGGUCGAGGACGGCCUUGGGCACCGGCGCAGUUGCUGGCGCGAGACGGCAAAAGCACGCUCUGCGGUGCAGUGUGUAGCAUCGACGAGGGCUCCCAGACAGGAGCCGUCGCCAAGCUCUGGGGCGUCAAGAACUCGUCUGUGAGGACGUCUGCGUCGUGGUGUUUUGUCGCCGUAGUGGCUGGGUUGUGCGCGGCGCUGGGCAGUCUUGCAUGA